AUGAUUUUUGGGUUCGAUUAUUCUUUAUACUAUAAGAAAAAUCAAAAAAAACAAUAAAAGAAUCGCAAUUAAUUUAUUUAGGAAGUAGAGAUGGAUUAAACAAAGAUUAAUUUUGGAACAGAUGCAAUGCUAAGUGUAAUUUACUUGUGAUAUUUUAGUCUCAAAGUGGAUAUAUCUUUGGUGGAUAUUCUCCAUGUUAAUGGUAAUAGAAUCUUGGUAGUUAUGUUUAAGAUGAUACAUUAUCAUCAUUUUUAUUUUCACAAACACAUGGAUAAAUCUAUCCUUUGAGAUAGGAUAGGAAAUAUUCUAUUUACUCUAGCAGUGGAUAUGGACCUACGUUUGGAAAUGGUCAUGAUAUAUACAUAGCAAGUGAUUUUAAAGAUGGUUAUUCUAAUUUAGGUUAUGCAUAUCAAUGGGAUUAAUAUCAGAAUUAAAAAUCAUCACAUUUAUUUGGACAGGAUAAACCAAAUAUUACCGAAUGUGAAAUUUAUGAGUUAAAAUUAAUUUGA
Molecule: messenger RNA, 509 nt
Organism: Paramecium octaurelia
Lineage: Eukaryota; Ciliophora; Oligohymenophorea; Peniculida; Parameciidae
Source: the annotation of a GenBank genome assembly